UUUUUUAUUUUUUUCUCGACUUUGAACCUCUUUGGGACCUUUUUGUUUUUAUUUUUAAUGCAUUUUUCCUGGCUGGUAUUCCUGAGACUGUGUUGGCUUUAGUGGCGUACAUUUUGUGUUGGCAUAUUGAGCUGCGCAGAAACUAGUUUUAAGUAGCUUCCACGGCAAGAUUUUUGCUUUUGUUUUUCGAAUGAGACAUUUCAAAAAAAAAAAAAAACAACUCCAUUUUUCAGGGCUGCUGUGUUGCCUCGGUUGUUUAUCUGAGUGUGGUGAUAUUUCCGAGGAGAGAAAUAUGGAAGAUUGUUCCAGUCUUUUCUGGACUGUGUUCAAAACGGGUCGCCCUUUUUCUGGAAACGUGUUUUUAAGAGGUUUUUUAAGCUCGUCCUGUGUUUUGCCUCCACCUGUAACUUGAUGUGCAGUCGUUGACAUUGACUCAUGAUGCGUGUUUUUCCUGUUUUCUUUGUGAUUUUGGCAGUGCUGAGACAGUAUAUUUUCUGCAGCGAAUCUCUCAGGAGUGAUGUAAUUUUUCAGGCAAGAUGUUUUUUCCCUCAAUGACAAGUGGGGGCGUUUUUUUUUAAAAGGAACAUUAACACCUGGGAUUGCUGUAGCAUUGGUGUGGCAGGAUUUGUGCAUUUGUUUUUGAAGCCACUUUUUUGAACGGCGGCAAAUCCCUCAUGGCCAGCAGCAACGUGACCAACAAGACUGACCCUCGCUCCCUCAACUCCCGCGUCUUCAUCGGCAACCUCAACACCCUCCUGGUCACCAAGGCCGACGUGGAGGCCAUCUUCUCCAAGUACGGCAAGGUCGUCGGCUGCUCCGUCCACAAGGGCUACGCCUUUGUCCAGUACGCCAAUGAGAGGAACGCCAGGGCCGCUGUGGCCGGCGAGGACGGCCGCAUGAUCGUGGGACAGGUGCUAGACAUCAACCUGGCAGGCGAGCCGAAACCUCACAGAUCGAAGACAGUGAAGCGUUCUGCAGGAGACAUGUACAGUUCAUCUAUCGAUUUGGACUAUGACUUUCAGAGAGAUUACUAUGACAGGAUGUACUCCUACCAGUCCCGGGUGCCUCCUCCCCCUCCUCCCCUGUCCCGCGCCGUCAUUCCCUCAAAGCGUCCGAGGGUCAGUCUGAGUGGAGGAGGGAGCCGACGAACCAAAACCAGCUUCUCCUCCUCCUCCAAGACCAGCCAGAGGACCUCCCGUACAAUGAAGGUAGAUGAUCUGCAGACCAUCAAGAGAGAGCUAACGCAGAUCAAACACAAGGUGGACUACCUGCUGGAGAGCCUAGAGCGCAUGGAAAAGGACCACAGCAAGAAGUCAGAGAUGAAGAGCUGCAAACCAGAACCAGGUGAGGUGUCCCCCCUCAACUCCUCCACCUCCAGCAAGAAAGAUGACAGCCUGAAACGGGGGCUGAAUGACUCAGAGGAGGAGGGAGAUCUGCUGGAGGACGAAGACGAGAUGAAAAGCAGAGGGAGAGAGGAGGAAGAGGAGGAGGAGGAAGGCGAGCAGGAGGAAGGAGAGGAUAACGGUGAUAGCGCCAACGGAGACGAGUCCUAAACACUCCACAGAAAUACACGCACAUACACAACACGAAUUGUGUAUGAUUGUAUCUCCACACCAGACUUGUACACAGUGGUCAUGUGCUCAUAUCUGCUGAACUGACUGGACAUUUAUAUACAGUGUAUUGUAGAUAUUGCUUUCUCACACACUGACACACACACACAUACACAAAUUCAUAAAUAUGUCAAGUACUUGUAAUAUGUCAAGAAUUUUCCAAGUUUUCUUUUAAGACGCUAAUUUGAGUUUUCCUUUUUUUCUGACAUUCUUUUAUUUGACUUUUAUAUGGACCUUUUAUGCGAUUGGAUAAAUGCAAACUAAGAUGUGUUACAUUCACACUGUUCAGUUGAGGAUAAAUGUAACACCUUAUAACAUUGUGUGUCUGAACUCAGGGCUAUAAGCCACUCCAGUAUGAAACGUUUAAGUAAGAAUUUCUGUUAUUAUUUUUUUUAGAUGACUGUGUUGACUUUAUGCCAAAAAAGAUUUGAGCUAAUCAGUGGCUGAAAAUGUUUCAAACUUUAAAAAGCUACUCCUGAUCCAGCAGCUGUACAGCUACCUCCUAGCCAGCAGGUGGCAGUGCAUCAUAACAACCGGCCACACGAAACACCACGAGAACUUCACCUUCUGCUUGUGAGAUAACAUGAGCAUGUAUUAAAAAAACCUCAUAUCCAACUGCACAAAAUGCUCAGAUGAAAUCCUUAUUGCUCUGAAAAUAGUUUUGUUUGUUGCCGAGGUGUUGCGACCUCAACUGAUCUCGACUUGUGUAAUGCAGUGCUACUCCAUGUUUGUGUGUUUCUGUUGAUGUUUUGUUUGUCAUUCGACUGCACUGGUGAAAGUGAAUAAAACAUGUUUUCCAAGUUGGAA
Messenger RNA from Epinephelus lanceolatus (giant grouper), 2417 nucleotides. It is a transcript of the gene hnrnpcb, whose product is annotated as heterogeneous nuclear ribonucleoprotein C b. The record is from RefSeq and is a predicted model, not a curated record. NCBI's taxonomy places the organism in Eukaryota, Metazoa, Chordata, Actinopteri, Perciformes, Serranidae. Gene Ontology annotation, molecular function: RNA binding. Gene Ontology annotation, cellular component: nucleus.